Messenger RNA from Theobroma cacao (cacao), 2402 nucleotides. The record is from RefSeq and is a predicted model, not a curated record. NCBI's taxonomy places the organism in Eukaryota, Viridiplantae, Streptophyta, Magnoliopsida, Malvales, Malvaceae.
UUGCCCCAAUCCCGUACCUUGUAAUGGUAGAAAAUUUCCUUUCUUCUUCACUUUGAAGGAAAGAGCAACUCCAGGUGUCAAUUAACUCAGCUCCAUGUUCUGCUGCCUUCACUAACAAAAGGAAGCAAGAAACAUGACCCUGGUUCCCGGAAUAAACCGAAAGUUAUGCACCGUCUGGGUUCCUGGCACCGCUACCACUUCCAUGUCUCCUGUAAACCUCUCGUAAACCCUUCUUCUCUAGCUUCACUCAACACCAACUAUGCCUUCAAUUCAUUUCAUGACUUAACAGAGAACCUUUGCAAUAGACUUCUUAAUUCCUGCAAUGGGUCGGCUUUACUCAAACAGAUACAUUCUUCUCUUACUGCUUCAGGCAUUAUCAAGCGUAACUCACAUUUGGGAGCCCAAAUUAUCAUCAAAUAUGCCAAAUUUGGAGACAACAACAGUGCUCGCUCAGUGUUCGAUACUAUCCUCGGCGAUAAAUCCAAUUCUUUUCUUUGGAAUACAAUGAUUCGGGCAUAUGCAAAUGGUGGCUGCCACGUUGAAGCAUUGGAGUUAUACUCUUUUAUGCGUAAAACUGAUAUUGCCCCUAAUAACUACACUUUCCCAUUUGUUCUCAAAGCAUGCGCUUCGAAAUCGUUGAUUAUUGAAGGGAAAGUUGUUCAUGGGGAUGCUAUAAGAACUGGGUUUGAUUUUGAUUUGUACGUUGAGGCUGCUUUAGUUGACAUGUAUGCAAAAUGUGGCCAAACUGAUGAGGGUUUUAAGAUAUUUGAUAAAAUGCUAAUGAGGGAUCUUGUUUGCUGGACUGCCAUGAUCACGGCCUAUGAACAGGCUGAACAGCCCCAUAAAGCUCUUCUGUUGUUCCAAAAAAUGCAACUUGACGGUGUUUUGGCUGAUGCAGUGGCCAUUGUGAGUGUUGCCUCUGCGGUUGGUCAGUUGGGGGAUACCAUGAAAGCUAAAAUAGUUCAUGCUUAUGCCAUUUGUAAUGGGUUUUUGGCGGAUGUCUCUGUUGAGAAUGCAAUUAUUGCCAUGUAUGCAAAAUGUGGGAAUGUAAGCAAGGCUCGCCUGGUUUUUGAUUUGAUGGAGGAAAGAGAUGGUAUCUCAUGGAAUUCUAUGCUUUCGUGUUAUACUCAAAAUGGUCAAGCUAGUGAAGCGUUGUUACUUUUUGAGGAGAUGCUGGAUUCUGGGUGUAAGCCUAAUCCAGUGACGGCAUUGAUCAUGGUAUCUGCCUGUGCUUAUUUGGGUUCUCAACAUCUAGGAAGGAAACUCCACAAUCUUGUGAUCAAUGAAAAAGUUAAAAUAGAUGCAACUCUUCGUAAUGCACUAAUGGAUAUGUAUGCUAAAUGUGGGGAUUUAGACACCGCUACAAGGAUAUUUAAUGAUAUUCAUCCGAGGGAACGGAAUGCCACCUCAUGGAAUGUGGUAAUUUCUGGGUAUGGCAUGCAUGGAUAUGGAAAAGAAGCAUUGAAUCUCUUCUCACAAAUGCUACAAGCAGGCGUUGAGCCAGACCAUAUUACUUUUACCUCUCUCCUUUCUGCCUGUGGUCAUGCAGGUCUUAUUGACGAGGGUAGGAAAUGUUUUGCAGAUAUGAAAAAGCACUCUGUGACACCCCAGGCGAAACACUAUGCUUGCAUGGUUGACAUGCUAGGCAGAGCUGGACUCCUGAAUGAAGCUUUUGAUAUGAUUCAACAGAUGCCAAUACCACAAAGUGAUGGUGUUUGGGGGGCUUUGCUUUUGGCUUGCAGAAUCCAUGGGGAUACUGAAUUAGGGGAAAUUGCAGCUAGAAGCUUAUUCCAACUUGAACCAGAGCAUGCUGGAUACUAUGUACUAAUGUCAAACAUAUAUGCAGCUUCUAACAGAUGGCAAGAAGUUGGGAAGUUGAGGCAAGAUAUGAAGGAUAGGGGAUUGAGAAAGCCUUCAGCAUUCAGUGUGAUUGAGUUUGGUAAAGAGGUUCAUGGCUUCCAUACAGCUGAUCGAGUGAACCCAUACUGGCAGGAAGUUUACAGGAAGGUAGAGAGCAUGGCAGUUGAGACGAAGAUGGUUGGCUACGUGCCGGACCUUUCAUGUGUCCUACAUGAUGUAGAAGAGGAAGACAAGGAGCACAUUUUAAGCUAUCACAGUGAAAAGCUCGCUGUGGCCUUUGGAAUCAUGAAGAUUGAUCCAGAAAUAGCAAUUCACAUCACAAAAAAUCUGCGGAUCUGCAGUGAUUGCCACUCAGCAUUCAAGUUUGUCUCCUAUGUUUACGGCCGGAAGAUUGUUGUUAGAGAUGCAAAUCGGUUCCAUCACUUUCAAGAUGGAACUUGCUCAUGCAAUGAUUAUUGGUAAGCCGCCAAAAUGCUGAACCCUGUACCGCGGCUUUCCAUAGGAUGUUUGGACGAGAAACUAUUUCAGGCUUUGAUUUUCAA